Centruroides sculpturatus (bark scorpion) is the source of this 5449-nucleotide messenger RNA. RefSeq names its product jerky protein homolog-like. Lineage: Eukaryota; Metazoa; Arthropoda; Arachnida; Scorpiones; Buthidae. Gene Ontology annotation, molecular function: DNA binding. The transcript has a single exon. Gene Ontology annotation, cellular component: nucleus. The record is from RefSeq and is a predicted model, not a curated record.
UUAUUUAAUAAUUAGCAUUAAACUAGCCUGAUAGAUUUUCGGCAUUCUGUUGAUAUGUAGCUGUAUUAAUUAAUGUUGGUCAAUGAUUCAUCAGGUAUAAAAUUCUUUAAUCCAACUUUUUGCUCCAAACAUGACCUCAUUGGAACUGCAGUUUAUACCAGUAUGAUGCCCUCGACUUUUUAUCAGUUGUACAAAACGUAAUCCUUCCGACCACUUGUUAAAUGUUGUUAGUCUUCAACCAAGAACUAAACAUAUUUUCUACGUCUUGAUUUCAUCUUUUUACUGAACACUAACUUUUUGAGUGCUUGAGCUUUCCGUGCUCUAGUCUAAUUCAGGCUGCAUACUACUCAGUUUUUCAAUGACAUUAUUGGCAAAUUCUCUGCCGUUAUUACUUUGAAGAAUACUGGGUGCGCCAAAAAUUGUAAAAAUGUCUAUAAGAACGUAGACUGCAUCUUCAGCCCUUUUGGUUUUUAAUGGUCAUAGUUAAAUGAAUUCAGUCAGGUGGUCUUGGGUCACGAGUAUAAAUUUAUAUUGCUCAUCGGCUUGCGACUGCAUAUCUAUAAGAUCGACCUGACAUCUCGAGUUCAUUUCAUUACUAAAAUUGGUUUAACUACCAAGCCUUUUUAAGGAAUCUUCUGAUUUUUUCUGAUAAAUUUCACAUAAGUUCAAGUAAACUAUGAUCACAUUUUGUAUUCUUUGUAAUAUUUUUAUAUUUUGUACUUAAUUCUUUUUCCAUAUAGUUUCUGCCGCCAUGAUCAAUAGCAAUAUGGUCAUCAUGCAAUAUCUGAAAUAUUUCUUCAGUGUGAACAUAAAUAUUUAAUCAAAUUACCUUCUUUUACAGGCACAGUUAAUUUUUCUAUUUCUCUGAUAGAUACGACAUCAUAUCUAUGUAAACACUGAAAUUCUUUUGAUAGCUUUGAUUUUUGACUCUGACUUUUUGCUGCUGUUAACUCAUUUAAUCAGUUGUUGAAGCGGCUAUUCAUAUCACUUAAUGAUUGCUUCAUGAUCGUUACUUUUUCAAAGUAGAAAAUACUAUUUUAAGAGACAAAAGUAAAAUUAAAAUGUUGCACAAGAUUAAUUACUGGUCACAUGAAUUCAAAAUUUGAUACUAAAUGCAAUAUGCAUGUGCAACUCAGAUGGAAGUGUUGAUUGGACUAGUGUAUGUCAGAUGAUCACUCUUCAAGGUAUUAUUAUUAUUUAUAAUAAACAUCUUAAUGCCCAAUGAGUAUAUAGACACAACCAAUUCUAGCCUGAUUAUUCAGGUGAUCGUUGGUUGUGUCUAUUAUUAUCAUCACUUUUCCCAACUUUUUUGAUAGCAGUAUUCAUAGUGACUGGUCAGUCUGAUAAAUUAUGAUAAAAAACUGAAAUUUAUUAGUUUUCGAUUUUGUUUGUCAUUAUUCAUAAUGACUGGGUAAUAUGAAUAAUGCCUGUAUUAAUCACUUAGUCCAUAACAUAUAGGCCUAAUAAUAUGCAUAAUCCAAUAUAUUAAUAAAUCAAACAAUCUGAUAGAUUUUUAUUGGGCUAUAUUAAGGCUAAUUAAUAAUUGAAAUGGAUCAAUUUGGCUAGAAAAACUGAAUAAUAAAAAUGAACAAUAGACUUUCAAUAUUCACAAUGUAUGAUUGAUCUCUUUUGGUGAUGUCAUGAGCAUUCAAAAAUGUUUUCGUGAACAUGAACAUAUGAAGUGCUUUGGUAACCCUUAGCACUGGUUUGGGGUUGGCCUUAUUGUCAUCACAAUCUCUUCCCUUCUAGUUCAUUGGCUGGUAGGUAAGAUGCAUGCAAAGUAAGAACAGCUAACUUCAUAUCAUAUCAGCUAUACACUCCAAACUGCUAUUUCUUAUACUAUAUUUCAUAAGACAUCAACUACAGUAGAACCUUGAUUAUCCAGAUUGUUCAAAAUAAACAAAAAUUUUACGAAUUUGCUGAUUUGCACUUGGCGAAAUUGCAACACUAUGUAUGUGAUGGAAUGCAUAACAUUUUUUGUUCCAACAACGUCUCACCUGGCACAGUGGUUGUAAACUUUUUAACACAUUUUGUGUCGUAAUAAAAAUAUAACUUGACAUACAUAUUUAUAAAUAAUUUAUAUUGAAAUUACAUCAUUUCUAUGGCCAUGGGUGACGUGGGCCACCGCUUACGGCCUCACGCCUUGAAGGUUUAUGCAUUACUUAAAAGCCAUGAAUGCGACAAAAAAUUUUACUCAUCAUAAAACGAUAAAUAGUUUGCAUUUUUAUGAAUAAAAAUUUGACAGUUUCAACUGCUUUUUAUUUUAUCAAAUCCAUGUUCUUGUGCCACCAGAGGGUCUUUAAACAAUAGGCAGUCUGUUAGUGCUGGUCAGUAGUAGUCCAAAUUCAAUACGAAUGUUUGUUUUUUGAAAAUUUGAUCAUGAUUUAAAUACAGUAUUUAUUUUUAAUAUUACCGAUAUGUCAUUGAAAAGUAAAUGUGCUGUAUUAUCAUUAAAUUGGAUAUAAUCAAUGCUUUGAAAUGCGAUGAGUCUGGAUGUUCAUUAUCUAAUAAAUAUGGUGUUGGAACGUCAACGAUCUCGGAUAUAAAAAAACAAAGUGAAAAAAUUAUGAAGUUUACUAAUUGUUUAAUGUCAGAAGAUGGAACAUCAGAGCAUAAAGUUAUGAAAAAAUCAGGAAAUGAAGUUGAAGAGUGUAUGUUUAUGUGGUUCAUACAAUGAUGAUCAUCUGGACAGCCAAUAUCUAGUCCAUUAUUGUGUGAGAAAGCAAUAUUUUUUAAUACAAGAUUAAAUGGAAAUCCCACCUUCAAAGCAAGUUUGGUCUGGCUUGAAAAAUUCAAAGUACGACAUGAUAUCAGGGAAUUUGAAGUUCACAGGGAAAAGCUUUCUGCUGACAUACCUUCAGCAAACACUUUCAUUGACACAUUGAAGGUGUUCGUAGAGAAGGAAGGAUUUGACAAAGAAUUUAUUUACAAUGCUGACGAGACUGGUUUAAAUUGGAAGAAACUACCCAACAAAUCUUUAGCAUCAAGGCGUGAAAAUACUGCACCAGGGUACAAAACUAGUAAAGAACAUGUCACCAUUAUGGUGUGUGCCAAGACAGCAGGCAGACACAGACUCCCACUGCUUGUCAAUGGGAAAUCAAAGAACCCUAGAUGCUUUAAAAAUAUCAGAAGUUUUCUGGAUGAAUAUGACCAUCAGAAAAAAGCCUGGAUGAAUGGAAAAAUUUUUAAACGAUGGUACGAAAAGCAAUUCAUUUCAGAAGUAAAAAAAUAUCAAAACUCCACAGAUAAAAGAAGAAAAACAUUAUUAUUACUAGAGAAUGCAUCGUCCCACCCAUCUAUAGCAUGUUUAAACCAAAUCGAUGAAUGUUUACGGUAAAAUUUCUUUCACCAAAUGUCAUGUCAGUAAUGCAACCAGACAGUAAUACAAUGUGAUAGAAACAGUAAAACGCUUAUAUAUUGAUAGAAAACAGAUGCUUCGACGAUUAUUGCUAGCAGACAAAAAUAAUGAAGAAACAGUUAUCAGCUUCCAUAAGAAAAUAAAUAUAAAAGACUGUUGCUACAUAGCAGCAGAGAGUUGGAAUUCUAUAGAUGUAUCAACUUUGAGAAAAUCAUGGAACAAAAUUUUGAAAAGACCAUUAGAAAAUUCUAGUAACACAGUAGAAAGUGGUGUACGAGACAUUGCGGAAGCAAUAGCACAAAUUUUAAUAUGUGCUGAAUGUGAUGAAGAAGAUGUAACUGAGUGGUUAAAUUGUGAUGUGAAUGAUCCUGGAUUCGAAAUUUUGAAUGAUGAAAUAAUUAAAGAAAUAUCUGCCUCAGAUGAACAAGAUUGAGAACAUGAAGAAGAGAUUUGCAAAGUAAGAUAUAUUGGUCCUACACAUUCUGAAUCUUUUCGGUGUUUAGAUGUCACCAUGAAGUGGUUUGAGAGCUAAGAAGAGUAACUCAGGACAACUUAUAUGUUUUAAAAAUAUUUGUGAUUUAACAGCUUCAAAGAGAACAGCUAGCUUUAAACAAAAAUCGAUAAUUGAAUUUCUUAAUAAAAAAUAAUUUAACAUUGAAGCUACAGUAUAUAUAAAUCUAGACAAAUAAAAAUUAUUCAUACUGUAUGUGCAUGUCUUUCACUGUCAAUUAUUAUUUUUUUCGAUUAUCUGGAUUUUUCCUUAUCCAGGCUUCCUUCAUCCUCAAUUAGUCUGGAUAAUUGAGGUUCUACUCUACUAACAAUAUGUACUAACAUUUGUUUGUGGUAUUGCUUUUUCUUAAAAACAAUCAUUGGGCUGCAAUGUGAAAAAAAUUGUAGACCUGUAAAUUCCCACUGUCGUCUGUCUGUCUGUUCUCCUAUAAUCUUGAGAAUGGAGUUAGAUAGAUGAAAAUCGAGACCAGAUAUGGAAAGCUUUAGGCCCCGAUUAACUAUGUAUGAACUUCUGGUUUGCACUGGAAGUCAUGUUAUUUCAAUUCAAAAACUUUCUUCUGAAAGGAGUUAGUUACAUAACCUGCACAACUCUAUUGCUAACAGGAAAAGUAUGAUGUACAGGGACAGAAUGCUAUUAAUUUGAGAUGGAGAACAUAUAUUUUAAAUUAAAUAAAUUUAAAAUAUGAUUAAAAAUUGCAUCCUGGCAUUUUGAUGAUGUCACAAUAAAACAAAUGCUUGUUCUAGGACUAACAGUCUUCAAGAUUAAAACUUUUGAGUAAUAGAUACAGAAAAAUGCUAAAUCAAGGAAUUAUUGAUUUAGGUUUAAUUUUUAGAGUUUAAAUAGGAUUUGGUUAGGGAUCCUAGAAGUAAGUGAUGCUUCCAGGAAAACAAUUUAUCUCGGAAUGAUAGAGUAUUUGUAAUUAUAGUAAUUAACUGUAACGUAAUUUUAUUUUAAAUUUAAAGUAGUACAUAAAAAUCAUUAAAGCAUCCAAAGUUGUAAACUGAAAACAUGCAUCUGCUUAGCAUGUAUUUUCAUUUAAUCAAACUCAGUUAAUCAGUUUUCAAAUAGUCAAGUGAUUUUAUUAUUGUCAUCAAAGAUAUAACUAGCUGAUUAUGUUAAAAUUAUUUUCUACAUUUAAUAGAAAAAUAUAGAAAAGCAUCAUAUCCAUUUACUAUAAAAUACAGCAGUAAGAACUAUAGGAAAAAUGUUUUAAAUAAAAUAUUUAAUAGUUUUACCACACUGCUAUUGAUUUCUUUUAAUCAUUCUGGAUUUGGUAUAUUAUGUCUUCUAAUUCAAUAAACUUCUUUAAGAUUCCAUAUUUCUUGUUUUUUAGAAGCUUAAUUGACUUACGUAAACAUGUAUUUUGGAACCUUCUCUUUAAUGCAUUGCACUCCUUUGUUAUGCUAAUUCUAUGUAUAGACAUCGGAAACACCCUUUUGUCAGCACAAUCCUUAAGGAACUCCAGAUUGCAGUUAGCCUUAACCAUCUUCAAAGCAAUUUUUCUAUAUAAUUUAUUUAACAUGAUCAUUAUAAUGAUGAUUUUUCAGUGAAAAUUUUAGUUAAUAUCUAGCCAACAAAAU